AUGGCGAAUAAUAAGGUUAAAAAAUCAUUCAAGAAAUACGCCAGGAAACACUUAGCAGAUGUGAUUGAAACUCGACGCAAGACUUCUAAAGCCAGAAAGGAAAAGAAGGAAAGACUAGAACGAAAGAAGCAGCGCACAGAGAAGGAGGCUCGUCAUGAAGAGGAGGAGCAUGUCGAGCAGCUAGAACGUCUUAAGGAAACUGACCCAGAAUUCUACUCUUACCUGGAGGAAGAGGACCCUACUCUCCUCCAGUUCGGAAAUGAUGACGUGGAACUGGUAAAUGAAGAUGAAGGCAGCGACACAGAAACGGAGGCAGACGAAGAAGAUAUAGAGGGUGAUCGUGGGCUAGGAGACAAGGAUGAUGAGGGGGCGUCGCAGCAGGACUUUUCUGGUGAUGACGGUCGCAACGGGGAGGGUGAGGCAAGGAGCACGACUCGCAUCACCCUGUCGGAGCUAGACCAAUUGAUGGCUGGUAAUAAAAUUGAACAAUGCAUCGACGUAUUUGUGUCUGCCGUUCGUGAAUUGGGCUACAAAAUAAAGGAGAACCCGCGUUCUAGCUCUACCCGAAAGUUCGAGGACCCUUCUUUAGUAAAGCAGUCCAUGUUGUUGGUGGUAAACCACGUUUGUAAAAACAUUAAUACAUUGAUUACUGGAAAAGGCGCGUUCCGCUCACAUAAGACGCGCUACCUCUUCAAGCGUCUGCUUCGUGCUCUUACAGCAGUUAUGAACGAGGAUAACGUAGACACACAGCUAAUCGUGGGUCUGCUGCAUGCGCUCACUACUUUUGUGCCCUUGCUUCACUACGUGAAGGGCAUCACCAAGUCGGUUCUUAAGUUUUCACUUUCUCUUUGCACGGUUCCGGAGGAAUCCGUGCGUAUUGCAGCCUAUAUGGUCAUACGCGCGAUCGCCACACGCGCGACAGGUACUCGUUCCAUGUAUCAGUCAACGGCCUUCAAAGGUAUUUUUUUGGCACUCGUGAAGACAGGGCAUCGAUACAACGCCCAUAAUCAAGCCAUCAUCGCCUUUUUAAUAAACUGCACCGUCGAUCUCUACGGAACCGACAUGGAGGCGGCCUAUCAACAUGCCUUCGUGUACUUGCGUCAACUGGCGGUCUAUCUGAGGGCUGCAUUGCAACAACAGAGUCAAAGCAACGUGCGGGCGGUCGUUAAUUGGCAAUACCUGCUAGCGCUUCGCACAUGGGGUUUGGUGGUGUCGACAUAUUCGGAGCCGUCUCAGUUAGGGCCUCUUAUUCAUCCGGUAGUUCAGAUUGCCAUCGGCCUCAUGGACCUCUUCUCUUCUCCCCGCAUGUUUCCAAUGCAUUUGCAGAUUAUUGAGGUCCUAAACCAUAUUUCCAUUCGAGCGAAUGCCACCUACAUACCAGUAGCGCCCUACCUUCUACGGAUACUUACUUCAUCCAGCGUAGCCCUAUCCAACUCACCAAAUGCGGCUGCCAGCACAGAGCCGGUCGAGCUGCAGUACACAAUACGGGUAAAGAAGUCUCAAGCUCGCAGCAAUGUAUACCACCGGGCGGUUUGGACUGAGGUCCUUUACCUUCUCACGGAGCACUUGGCUACUCACAGUCACACCAUCGGGUUUUCCGAAACGUUCUGGGCUUUGGGAAGUACGCUGCGGAAGCUUCUUCCUGAGGUGAAGGUCCCCAAGAUUCACUCUCAAAUUAGCGCAUUACUACGCCACAUACAGAGCACUUCACAGAAGAUUACAUCAAAGCGUGACGCAGUUACUUUUGGUCCAUGUGAUUUGUCAUCUGUAAAGCAGUUUGAGGAUGAGCUCAAGAGCCAAAGUAGCCCCCUUGACACAUAUUACCGGUCUUUGCGACAGCAGCGUGUUGAAUUGUUUGCACAAAAGCAGAAAAGUUUGUCCGAAGAGCAACGCGUGACCUUGGAGUCCGUUGCGGAUUCUCGCAGCAAAAAACCGAAGGCUGCCAAGCGCCCACGCAGUGCCGCUUAG
This is a messenger RNA of Phytomonas sp. EM1, 1968 nucleotides long. The record is from the annotation of a GenBank genome assembly. NCBI's taxonomy places the organism in Eukaryota, Euglenozoa, Kinetoplastea, Trypanosomatida, Trypanosomatidae.